Molecule: messenger RNA, 1647 nt
Organism: Polyodon spathula (Mississippi paddlefish)
Lineage: Eukaryota; Metazoa; Chordata; Actinopteri; Acipenseriformes; Polyodontidae
Gene: alg5
Product: ALG5 dolichyl-phosphate beta-glucosyltransferase
Exons: 10
Coding region: 150-1124 (324 amino acids)
Cellular component (GO): endoplasmic reticulum membrane
Source: RefSeq, a predicted model, not a curated record
UUAUUGAAGUCCAGCUUGUGCAAAAUGAGAAUGUGAGCUUCCUGUUCUGAACUCUGCGAUGCAGUAGCACAGGAGCUCACAGCAGUACAUGCUUUAGAUACAUAUGUAGUGCAGUUCUUAGAAGCAGGUACUCGCACACGUAAUGGAUAAUGGAUUGUGGACUGUGUGAGAUCAUUCAGACUUUGGCUGCCUUAGCGUUUGUGGUUAUAGUUUUGGUUAUAAUAAUUGCACAUGCAAGUGCAUCUAAAAUGGUUCAUUUACAGUGUCAUGAGAAAGAGAAAGGUUUCCUAAACGCAGAAGGCAAAAGGGAACCCUUUCCCAGCAUCCAUGACCCGCCAACCAAGGAGCUCUCUGUCGUAGUCCCGUCAUAUAAUGAAGAACUAAGAUUACCUGUCAUGAUGGACGAGGCUCUUGAAUAUUUGGAAAACAGACAGAAGCAGCAAUCUCAUUUUACCUAUGAGGUAAUUGUUGUUGACGAUGGCAGCAAAGACAAAACCACAGAGGUUGCAUUGAAAUAUACAAAGAAGUACAGUGCUGAUAAAGUGAGAGUGUUGACACAAGUGACUAAUCGGGGCAAAGGUGGCGCUGUAAAGAUGGGUACCCAGAGGUGUCGAGGGAAGCUCAUCCUCAUGGCAGAUGCUGAUGGUGCCACAAAGUUUGCAGACAUUGAAAAGAUGGAGUCUGGCCUUCAAGAUCUUCAGCCAAAGCCGGAGAACAUGGGUAUUGCUUGUGGGUCUCGAGCUCAUUUGGAGAAAGAGUCUGUAGCUACGCGUUCUGGGUUCCGAACGAUUUUAAUGUAUGGGUUCCACUUUCUGGUGUGGUUCCUCUGUGUGAGGGGAAUCAAAGACACACAAUGUGGCUUCAAACUUUUUACCAGAGAGGCAGCCUUAAGGACCUUUUCUAGUUUGCACGUUGAGCGUUGGGCAUUUGAUGUGGAACUUCUGUACAUAGCUCAGUGCUUGAACAUACCUAUAGCAGAAGUCGCUGUUAAUUGGACAGAAAUUGAAGGUUCUAAGUUGGUUCCUUUUUGGAGCUGGCUGCAGAUGGGUAGGGACCUGCUUUUUAUCAGACUAAGAUAUCUCACUGGUGCCUGGAGACUGGAGUCUCCAAGAAAAGUUGACUAGAAGCACUACCUGCAACUAAUAACAGUUUUAUAGUGUAUGUAAACCAUUUGUUGGUUUAUAUACAUCCAAUGAUGCUGUUCUUCCUCAAUAAGAAAACGCACACUGUUACCCUUUUUAUACUGUGUCAAAGAACUAUAUCAAUAAAUAUUAAAAUACCGUAUCAAGGGAACAAUUUAUAAUUUAUGGUUUUGUUUAUGUGAAACUAAAUUGACAUUUUAGAUAUGAUUAUUUCUUUUUAAUGGUUUAAGUUGUAUAUAUUUUUUUCUUCUUCUUUCUUGUCAACUGAAAUAAUGCUGGACAACUUGAACCAAAUAAAACAUCUGAUUGAGUCUCAUAAGUGGUUUUAACAGUAAAACAAAGGAGAAAAAAAAAAAGUAUUAUUUGGAAAAUAAUGUGUGUAAUCUGGAGCAAAUAUCCAGUUUUCCUCCAAGGAGUCAAGACAAAAAUACAACUGUUUAAUCUGUUUAUCACUGUAUUUCUUUACACAGUAACAGUAUAAUAAAUAUAGUGCUGUUUAAUUCAU